AACGUAAGUAAAGGAUCAAAGAAACUUUCUGUUAUAUAGUUGGCUAUUAUGAGGAAAACAACAAGCUUUGACUAACUAGUUCUUUUCUGAUAGAUUGUAUUUGAUUGUGUCGUGAUUGCAAUUGAGGAAACGUGGUAAUAUUCGGCAAGAUGCAAGUUCCCCCGAUUUUUAUGGAAUUACCCUUAGAAGAUCAGUGUUUUAUAUUUAGGCGCAAGAACUAAGAAUAUAUUUUAAGAAUUUGGGAGCUGAAAUAAGUGAAGAAAAAUCUCCUAAAGGAAUAGAAGAUGAUUUACAUAAAAUUAUUGGUGUUUGUGAAGCUUGCUUCAAGGAAGGAAAUGAAAGCGAAAUAGAAACAGUCUUAAAUGACAUUGUAUCUAUUAUGAUUGUGAUCCCCACUGAACGUGCAGAAAAUUUAAUAUUAGCAUUUUGUGAGAAAUUAACAAAAGCUCCUGGAUAUAAACUUGGUUUAGUAUGUCUAAAAGCAUUGUGGUUAUUAUUUCAAUCUCUUCCUGAUGACUCUCCAAUGAGAUAUCAUGUCUAUUAUCACUUAGUUCAAAUUGCUCGCAAUGUGGAUCAAGUAAAAGCUGUGUAUGGCGGAAUAGAUCAAUUAAAGCAACAGUUUGCAUCACUUCCACCAUCAAAUGAACAAAUGCAAAAAUUACUUCGGUUACUUCAUGAAGUACUUUUAAGUUGCAAACAGGGGGAACAAGCUGCUGCUGUUAUGGUAGAACUUUUAGGUACUUAUACAGCAGAAAAUGCUUCUGCAGCUAGAGAAGAUGCACAACGUUGCAUUUUAGCUGCAUUGGCAGAUCCAAAUACAUUCCUGCUUGACCCAUUGUUAGCAUUAAAACCUGUAAGAUUCUUGGAAGGGGAACUCAUUCAUGAUUUACUUCUUGUCUUUGUACAAGACAAGUUACCUGCAUACUUAGAUUUUUAUCAACAUCAUAAGGAAUUUGUAGAACAUCAACUUGGAUUAAAUCAUGAGCAAAACAUGAAAAAAAUGAGACUACUAACAUUUAUGCAACUAGCAGAAACAAACCCUGAAAUGUCAUUUGAUACAAUUCAGGAAGAAUUACAAAUUAAUGAAGAUGAAGUAGAAAGUUUUAUUAUUGAUGUAUUGAAAACGAAACUUGUUAGAGCUCGUAUGGAUCAAGCUGGUCGCAAAGUUCUCAUUUCAAGUACCAUGCAUAGAACAUUUGGCAAACAACAGUGGAUGCAACUACGCGAUUUACUCGCAGCCUGGAAAGCAAAUUUAACUGCUGUACAAGAGGGUAUGAAAUCUGUAGCUGCUGCACAAAUGGAACUUGCUGGAAAAAACAAAACUUCUAUUACCCAUUGAUGACAUUUAACUUGUGUAUAUGUAAUUUAAAAUUUGUUUAUACAAAUAUUGAUUGGAAAUCAAGUUUAA
Molecule: messenger RNA, 1408 nt
Organism: Bombus pascuorum
Lineage: Eukaryota; Metazoa; Arthropoda; Insecta; Hymenoptera; Apidae
Gene: eIF3m
Product: eukaryotic translation initiation factor 3 subunit M
Exons: 7
Coding region: 380-1339 (319 amino acids)
Biological process (GO): cytoplasmic translational initiation
Cellular component (GO): cytoplasm; eukaryotic translation initiation factor 3 complex
Molecular function (GO): translation initiation factor activity
Source: RefSeq, a predicted model, not a curated record